Messenger RNA from Lodderomyces pseudojiufengensis, 849 nucleotides. RefSeq lists its product as uncharacterized. Gene Ontology annotation, cellular component: preribosome, large subunit precursor; nucleus; preribosome, small subunit precursor. The record is from RefSeq and is a predicted model, not a curated record. Bases 1 to 849 code for a protein of 282 amino acids. The transcript has a single exon. NCBI's taxonomy places the organism in Eukaryota, Fungi, Ascomycota, Pichiomycetes, Serinales, Debaryomycetaceae. Gene Ontology annotation, biological process: rRNA processing.
AUGUCACUGACCUCAAACUUUGUUAAAAAGUUGGCGUCUAACGAUAAAGCGACGAGAGAUUCUGCGUUGGAAUCUCUCAAAAGAUACUUACAUUCAAAAACAUCAUCUAAAUCAAACUCAUUGACAUUACUAGACAUGGAAAAACUAUGGAAAGGAUUAUACUAUUCGAUGUGGUUUUGUGAUAGAGCAAAAGCUCAAGAGAGAUUGGCUGAGAAUUUAGGCCAAUUAUAUUCCAACAGUGUAAAAUCAAAUGAAUCAUUUAUACUAUUUGCUAAAGCAUUUAAUUUAAUAAUAAUAAAAGAGUGGCCAAGUAUAGAUCAAUGGAGAAUUGAUAAGUAUUAUUUACUCAUAAGGCGAAUAUUGAGGCACAAUUUUAAAUACUUAAAACAACAAGAGUGGGAGUCAAAUUUGGUAGAACAAUGGGUGAGUAUGAUGGAAGAAACUAUUUUAAGUGGAGAGUCUAAUGUGCCGUUGGCAUUACCUUAUCAUUUAUGUGACAUAUAUUUGGAUGAAUUGGAAUUAAUAAUGUUUGAAGAGUUGGAAGAGGAAGAAUUAGAUAAAAGUGCAUCAGAUUAUCUAGAAAAAUAUCAAAAUUUAAUAAGUCAAAAGGUUGAAAUAGUUGACGAGAUACCAGUAUUAAAAUUGAUACAACCUUUUGCAAAUUUGAAUAAAGAUGCAAAAUUAAAGACGUUGAGAGAAAAAUGUAAAGAAGAUGUUUUGGAUGAUGAAAGAUUGGUAGAUUGGGCGGUUGUGGAGAGUGAUGAUGAAGAUUCUAAUGAUGAAGCUUAUGAUAAAAAUGAUGACGAAGUUGAGGAGGACGAGGAAGAAGAAUGGAAAGGAUUUCAAUAG